Diorhabda carinulata is the source of this 1066-nucleotide messenger RNA. Its product is annotated as glycine, alanine and asparagine-rich protein-like. The transcript is spliced from 5 exons. Lineage: Eukaryota; Metazoa; Arthropoda; Insecta; Coleoptera; Chrysomelidae. Bases 48 to 1007 code for a protein of 319 amino acids. The record is from RefSeq and is a predicted model, not a curated record.
UUGUGAUCUGUUAUCUAGACUAGUUGUAUUUCUUAACGGCCAAGGACAUGAUAUGGGUGCUGUUUCUUGCUUCUGCCUUAAUUCCAAUUCAGCAAUCACUACAGUACAAUGAUAUAGAUAUAUUAACUAACUAUGACGUCCAAUUUACAAAUUUGCAAGUAGCGAAUAAUCAAGUCCCUAAGCAGAAACAAGGUUUCAGUGCUGGUAGUAGUUUAAGGAGUAUAGCGGAAGGUUCAUCAAAUGCUGCUGACGAUGCUGUAAAUAAUCAAGACACUGCUGGUCAUCAAGCAGCUUAUGUUGCCAAAAAUACCUUGGCACAAUCGGCGGCAGCAGCUUCAGCUACAGCCCAAGCUGCAUUAGCAGGAAAGCAGAUUCUUCUUCAGGGGCUCGAACAACAACAUAGAGAUGCUCAAACUGCUCUUAUGGGAGAGAAACAGCAGUUAAUGCAGGCACAAAGAGCAGCCGAUCAAACAAACCGAGCAGCACAGGAAGCAAGAACACACGUCCAGGUCCUUCAAAAUACCUUAAAUGCUGCCCAAGCUGCAGCAGAUCACGUUACCCAGGCAGCUAAUGAAGCUGCUGGGGAGUUAGCUGCUCAGCAAGCUAUGGUUGGUUCUGCAAAGGAUAGAUUAGAGAAUAUAGGUAAGCAGUUAGCCGCUGUCAGGAUAGAUUUUCAAGCUACACAAGCUGCUGCACAGAAAGCUCAAGCUGCAGCACAGCUGGCCGCAGCUAAUGCUGCCGCGGCAGCCGCUGCGGCUGCAGCUGGCUUAGCUAAAAAUUCCGGGAAAAAUCCUCUUCCUCCACUCCCGCCCCCACCCAAGCCUGAUCAAAACGGUGGAAAUGGUGGUGGAAACGGCGGUGGUAAAGGAGGAAAUGGAGGAGGGGGUGGAGCAAAGAAGGCAGGAGGUGCAUCCGGAGGGGGUGGAGGUAAAUCUUCAAAAUACAGCGCGGAUGUUGAUUAUGAUCAGGAUUCUUUUUAUCACCCUUUGUUCUAUGGAGAAAGUUAACAAGUGUAGUACGUGAUGUUGUUAAUUUUUUUACUGUUUCUAAAAAAUAAAUUUAUAAA